UUCAUCGUGUCGUUUCUCUUGACGGCACGGUCGCGGCUCCUCCCUUCUUCCAGAUCUUCGGGCUAGCUUGUCCUCAUCGGCGUGGAGUUCCUCAGCCUCCGGCGACCAGAUUCCGUCCAUCAUACUUCAUCAGCGAAGCGUUUUGGCGGGCGGAGCACUGUAGCUGUGAGUUACGAUUUUCAGCUCAGACCAGCGGCGUUCUUCUGGUCUGAGUCUCCAUUUAUUCACGGGAUUAUCGGUGGUAAUCCUCCGGUGAUUCUGAACCCUUUUCCGACAACACUUCAACGUUCCUUGCUCCCUUCGUCCAGCUCGCGACUCCAGCUUCAGAAAAUGCAGCAGCGUGCAGUAGUGAGCCAUUUCAGAAACUGACCUUACUGAAUUUUGUGAGCUAAUACAAGGAAAUCUGAGUCAUCUUGAAGCUUGAGGACACCAGAUCGACUUCUGUUGGAGUGUUCUCUGCAGAUCCUUGUGUGACAGCAAGGAGAAGACAAGUUUGGUCCGAGAUUUGGGUGUCUUCCUUUGCAACAUUGCUUGAACUUGACCCGGAGAUUGAGAGAACCUUUUGGACUUUAAGGAGACAAGCUAGGUCAACAACAACUUGUGAGAGUAGAAUUUCAGAGAUGGAUAAUCAGAUAACAGAAGGGGAUCGAACUAUGAAAGAUCUUGCAGCACCAGAUGUGACUUAUAAGUACUCAUGCAUCACUUAUCCAGAUUUGGCAGGAGAUUUUGAACAUAGAUCAGGACUUAUUCAUCUGCUACCCAAAUUUCAAGAGUUAUCAGGAAAGGAUCCCAACCGCCAUCUACAUGAAUUCCAUGCGGUUUGUUCAACCAUGAAGCUACAAGGGAUUUCAGAAGAAGACAUUAGGUUGAGGGCUUUUUUCCAUUCUCUUUGACGAGAGCAUCUAAGGACUGGUUAUAUUGCCUUUCAGCUGGAUACAUUACAAGUUGGAUUGAUAUGAAGAGAGCCUUUUUGGAGAAAUUUUUCCCAGCUUCUAGGACUGCAACUAUCAGGAAGAGCAUUUGUGGUAUUAACAAGUAGUGGGAGAGACUCUUUAUGAUUAUUGGGAGAGAUUCAAGAAGCUGUGUUCGAAUUGUCCACAACAUCAAAUUAGUGAUCAACUUCUUGUUCAGUAUUUUUAUGAAGGUCUACUUCCCAUGGAUAGGAGCAUAAUAGAUGCACCAGCUAGAGGAGCCUUGGUGAAUAAGACUCCAAAUCAAGCAAGAGAGCUAAUUUCAAAUAUGGCGGAAAAUUCACAGCAAUUUAGGAGUAGAGCUCUUGGUACUAGAGUGGUUAAUGAAACUCAUUUAGUUUCGACUAAGCAAUAAGAAAUUAGAAACAAUUUGCAAGAAUUGACCUCUCUAGUGAAGCAAAUGGCGUUGCAAAAUUCGUGUCAUGUUUCAAAUUUUCCCUUAUCAAUGAUGAAGUUGUGUGGAAUUUGUUUAAGCCAAGAUCACUCUUCGGAUCAUUGUCCUAAUCUACAUCAAGAUGACUCCGUUGCAGCCAUUUCAAGACCUUAAUUUCAGCAACACAAAUAUAAUCCCAACUCUUCAACAUAUAAUCCGGGAUGGAGGGAUCAUCCUAAUUUGAGGUAUGGGAAUGCAUUUUAUCAACAACAACCACAACGGCAGAUUCAUCAGCCAUAAUAUCAGCAGUCACAAUCUCAACGAAACUUCAGCCAAAAUCAGCAAUUUCAACCAUUCCAGAAUUUCCAGCAUUCAAAUGUUGCAAGUCAUCCACAAUUUCAGAACUCACAGAAUCAACAAACACAUUUUCAGCAUGUUCAGCAACCUGUGUAGAAUUUCCAGCAGCCAAGUAAUGCAAAUCAGCAUCAAUUUCAGCUUACACUGCCUUCUUCUACAAGCCCAAGAUCAAUGCAACCUCAGCAAAACUUUAGCAGCUCAAAAAUUGAGGAUUUGAUGCAGCAAGUGUUUCAACAACAACAGAAGAUGAUGCAACAGCAGCAACAUUAGCAGAGGACUGAUACAACACUGUAAAACAUUGAAAGGCAGAUUGGGCAACUGGCUAGUAACAUUAAUCAGAUGCAAAAUCAAGGAUCUGGACAAUUGCCUUCACAACCGACUCCAAAUCCUAAAGGAAAUGUAAGUGCAUUGUCUUUGCGAAGUGGUAAAAAAAUUCCAGACCCAGGUCAGAAUUGUCCAGCAGGAGCACAGCAGAAUAUUUCCAGGUCAUUUGCAGCUUCGAGUUCACAGAAUUUUCCAGCAAGUUCAGAGCCAACAGAUCCACCACAGAAUGGUAUUAUUGGAGCUGAUCAGCAACAUUUCAAUCAACCUGCAACUUCAGAAUCUGAUCAAUUAGAUGGAGCAUAUUUCGGCUUGAAAUUUACUCCAACAGCAGCUUCAAAUUCAGCUCCAAAUUCAGCACAGAAUCUGGACAGAAAUCUAAACCAGCAAGGAGUUGAGCCUUCCAUUUCGUUACCUUUCCCUCAAAGAAGUGUAUAACCAAGAAAAGAAAUGGAGGAAGAAAAGGCAAGGGAAUAUCAAGAAUUGGUGAAGUUAUUCAGCAAGGUUGAAGUGAAUGUGCCUUUACUUACCAUGAUUAAGCAAAUUCCUAAAUAUGUCAAAUUUCUCAAGGAUCUUUGUGUGCACAAAAAGAAAUUGAAGGGGAAUGAAUUGAUAAGUAUGGGAAAAAAUGUUUCAGCAUUACUUCAGCUAGUUCCUCGGAAGUGUGAAGAUCCAGGAGUUUUCACCGUGCCUUGUGUUAUAGGCGAUUGUAUUUUUGAGGAUGCGAUGUUAGAUCUUGGAGCUUCAAUAAAUGUGAUGCCGAAAUCAGUUUUUCAAUCAUUAAGAAUUAGACCUUUACAGCCUACAGGUGUAGUAAUUCAAUUAGCUAACCGAAGUCAAGCACACCCAGCUGGAGUGAUAGAAGAUGUAUUGGUAAAAGUGAGGGAGUUGAUUUUUCCUGCAGAUUUUUACAUCUUAGAUAUGGAGAGUGAUGUGCUUGCGAACCGGGUUCCGCUUAUUCUUGGACGCCCAUUCUUGAAGACUGCUAGAACGAAGAUUAAUGUGCAUGUAGGAACUCUUUCUAUGGAGAUAAGAGACACAGUGGUUAGAUUUAGCAUUUUUGAGGCUAUGAAGCAUCCUAGAGAGGAUCAUUCUAUACUUAGCGUGGAUAUCUCAGAGGAGUUGAAUGGCAUGGAGUUCUUGUCAGAUGUUGAUUCAAACUUAGAGGUUUCUGAUUUUGGUCAAGAGAAUGAAUUUGUUUCUUUGUUAGAGGAUAUCUUAGAUGUGGAGGAAGAUGUUAACUCAAGAGAAUGCGUAGGGGAUUGCUUAGGAGAAGCAUUACCCCUAGGAUCGCUCAGAGAGGAAGAGAUAUGUGUAGGGGAUUGCUCAGCAGUACUACCUUUAGGAUCACCUACUAUUGACCAGACACAGGAGGAAUUGAAGUCAUUGUCUCAACAUUUGAAAUAUGUGUAUUUGGGAGAGAAUCAGCAGCUACCUGUCAUCAUAGCUAAGAAUUUGGAACUGGAUCAGGAGGAAAGAUUGUUAGAGAUUCUGAGACAGCAUAGAAAGGCCAUUGGAUGGACUCUGGCAGACAUUCUUGGGAUCAGUCCUUCCAUUUGUAUGCAUAGGAUUCACUUAGAGGAGGAUGUGAGGCCAGUGAGACAGCCAUAGAAACGACUGAACCCUUUGAUUUUGGAUGUGGUAAAGAAUGAGGUGACUAGACUCUUACAGGCUGGCAUUAUUUAUCUGAUUUUUGACAGUAAAUGGGUAAGUCUCAUCCAUGUGGUUCCGAAGAAGUCAGGGGUGAUAGUGGUAGCUAAUGAAGAGAACGAACUGGUGCCUACGAGAGUAAAGAAUUCUUGGAGAGUAUGUGUGGACUACAGGAAGCUAAACCAAGCAAGCCGAAAGGAUCAUUAUCCACUUCCUUUUAUUGAUCAGAUGUUGGAGAGGCUGACAGGUAAAUCACAUUAUUAUUUUCUCGAUGGGUACACUGGUUAUUUUCAUAUUUGCAUCGACCUAGAGGACCAGGAGAAGACUACCUUCACUUGCCCUUUUGGUACAUUCACAUAUCGUAGGAUGUCAUUUGGACUGUGCAACGCUCCAGGUACUUUUCAAUGAUGCAUGGAUUCUACAGGAGAUUUAUUAGGGACUUCAGUAAGAUUGCUCUGCCAUUAUCUCAGCUACUUCAGAAGAAUGUUAUGUUUGAUUUCGAUCAGAGGUGUAUAGAGGCGUUCGACAGAUUGAAGGAGACUCUUACUUCAACACCUAUUAUCAGACCCCCCAAACUGGUUCUUACCUUUUGAGUUGAUGUGUGACGCUUCAGAUUAUGCAAUGGGAGUUGUACUGGCACAGAGAGUGGAUGGAGCACCACAUGUUAUUUGUUACGCAUCAAAGACUUUAGACUCAGCUCAAGCAAACUACACAACAACAGAAAAAAGCUUCUUUCUAUUGUUUUUGCUUUAGAUAAAUUUAGAUCAUAUCUUCUUUGUUCUCAUGCAUGUGAUUGUUUUUUCUGAUCAUGCAGCUUUGAAGUAUCUCCUCAAGAAGCCUGAUGCAAAGCUUAGAUUAAUCAGAUGGAUGCUUUUGCUUCAAGAAUUCGACGUAGAUAUGUGAUAGGAGCGGGAAGGAGAACUUGGUUGCAGAUCACUUGAGCAGGAUUGAAAGAGACUUGGACCACUCAGCUAUUGACGAUGAUUUCAAGGAGAGCAGCUUCUACAGCUGCAAGGUUUGGAGUACCCAGGGCGAUCAUAAGUGAUCAAGGGUCUCAUUUUUGUAACAGACACAUGAAUGCUUUGCUACAUAAGUACGGGGUUACACACAAAGUUUCUACAUCAUAUCACCCUCAAACGAAUGGGCAAA
Molecule: messenger RNA, 4821 nt
Organism: Zingiber officinale
Lineage: Eukaryota; Viridiplantae; Streptophyta; Magnoliopsida; Zingiberales; Zingiberaceae
Exons: 4
Coding region: 2473-3633 (386 amino acids)
Source: RefSeq, a predicted model, not a curated record